Messenger RNA from Labrus mixtus (cuckoo wrasse), 1288 nucleotides. RefSeq lists its product as uncharacterized. The transcript has 4 exons. Lineage: Eukaryota; Metazoa; Chordata; Actinopteri; Labriformes; Labridae. The coding region runs from base 199 to 837 and encodes 212 amino acids. The record is from RefSeq and is a predicted model, not a curated record.
CUCUCCUGAGCUGCAGACCUCCUCAGGGAACAUGUGAGGCACAUCAGGACACUUUAGAGGACCAGCAGAUGUGGAUUCAUCUUUACAUGACUCCUGAGCUUUUUAAUCAACCUUUGCAUGAAGCCACAGAUCUGCUAUUUUGAUCAGAUCUGGUUCUGACUUCUCAAGAUUUAGGAUCUAGAUUUUAACAUCCAUUUAAUGAAAUCCAGGACUAUGAUGGUGAGCCAAGUCCUGCUGCUGCUGGUGGUGUUGUUGUUGGGACUCUGUCAAACCCACCCUGCCUCCACCCAUUCCACGUCCCCGGCUUCGGGUGUGGUCCCCGUAGCCCAGGUGAGGAUGCUCUCCCUGGGACUGGCUCACCUGCUGCAGGGGGUGGAAGAGAACGCCAAGCGACUGGAGCAGCAAGGGAAGCAGGUGGAAGCAGAGCUGGACGGAGUGACUAAGAGUGUGGAGAGCCUUCGUAAGCAGAGUCUGCAGGCAGGACGGACACGCAGGCAGGCGAGGAAGGACAUGCAGAUACUGAGAGCCAGAGGGGACCGGCUGUGGAGGGCGCUCAAAGAUCUGCAGAAGGGUAUGGAGGAUCUGGAGACGGAGCAGGGAGCCAUGCAGCAAAGAAUGAGCCAGAUCCUGCAGAGAGUGAAGAGCCUGAGCGAGCCCAGGCCGGGGGAUCAGACUCAGCUGGACAUGGGGUCUGUGAAGGUUUUCAUGGAUAAACAGGCCCGGCAGCUCGCCAGUCUAACUUCUGCAGUUUCAGCCCAGGAGAGAAUGAUUGACAGGCGACAGAAACACAUCGAUCACCUGGAGAAACAGGUUUCAAAAAGCUCCCAGCAGCCCUGAGGGCAGAUUCUGACUGCGUCUGAUGAACACAGCUGCAUCAACACAGACGCUGUGAACCAACUCACAGGAGACCAAAUGAAAUGUCCGGAAACUCACAAAAGGUUGCGUCACAUGUAACGAGUGUAUGUGUAUAAUUUGGAUUAAUUAGGUUACUGUUUGUUCACAACACAAAGGGUUGUAGAGGGUGUGUUGUUGUUGGUGCUUUGUUAUGACACGCGCUGUCCUCUGUUUGAAAGUGGUUCAAAAAUAAAACGUUCCUGCUCUCAUGUCAUCGUGGAUCUGACUUCCACAACAUUGUGGUUGAAGAUGGCGGUGAAACGUCACACACCCAAAUAAACAGACACACUCUGAAGUUGGAGAAACCUCCACACACUAAAGACACACACACAGCAAGUUUCAUAAACAAGAAAGAAUCUGUAAUAUAGUCCAGGUCAGACUCAUCAGUGUUUGU